Molecule: messenger RNA, 2299 nt
Organism: Dendronephthya gigantea
Lineage: Eukaryota; Metazoa; Cnidaria; Anthozoa; Malacalcyonacea; Nephtheidae
Product: retinoblastoma-binding protein 5 homolog
Exons: 17
Coding region: 123-1715 (530 amino acids)
Cellular component (GO): Set1C/COMPASS complex
Molecular function (GO): protein binding
Source: RefSeq, a predicted model, not a curated record
ACAAUAAAGUUACAUUCAACUUAACAUUUGACAAAGAUGUAAGUCUGGAAAUUCAUAUGAUCCUAUAGCAAUAGCUCCUUGCUUGCUUCUUGGAAUUCCUAAUUUUCGGAGGACAUUCAACAAUGAACCUUGAGUUGCUACAAUCAUUCGGCCCAAGUUACCCAGAGGAAUAUGAUGGAACAUUAGACUGUGUUAGUGUUGCAAUUACAUGUUCAUUCAACCGUCGUGGCACAUUGCUUGCUGUUGGAUGUAAUGAUGGCCGCAUUGUUAUUUGGGAUUUCUUAACAAGAGGAAUAAGUAAAAUUAUUAGUGCUCAUGUUCAUCCAGUUUGUUCUGUAAGCUGGAGUCGUAAUGGUUACAAAUUACUAAGUGCAUCAAGUGACUGGUGUGUUGCAGUAUGGGAUGUUCUUACUGGGGAAUGUGAUGACAAAUACAGAUUUCCAUCAGUUGUUAUAAAAGUACAAUUUCAUCCACGAGACAACACUAAAUUUCUGGUAUGUCCCAUGAAGCAGGCUCCCGUAUUUGUUCAUAUUAAGCAUGGUCACAAAGUCUUACCCACAGCUGGGGAGUCGGAACAAAAUGUCGUCGCUUCGUUUGAUAGAAAGGGAGAACAUAUUUACAUUGGCAAUGCAAAGGGCAAGGUGAUAGUGGUUGACACAGAGUCACUUGAGGAAGUGACAAGCUUCAAGAUCUCUAGUGGCACAAGUGCUAAUGUGGCCAUUAAAUCCAUAGAAUUCUCUCGGAGAGGCAGUGCUUUUCUUGUAAACUCAUCUGAUCGUAUCAUUCGUGUGUUCGAUGGUCAAAUUAUCCUCGCUUGCAAAGGUCAGAAUGCCGAGCCUGAACCAAUUCAAAAACUACAGGAUCUUGUGAACAGAACAUUAUGGAAAAAGUGUUGUUUCUCUGGCGAUGGAGAGUAUAUUGUUGCAGGUUCCUCCAGACAGCAUUCCCUUUAUAUCUGGGAGAAAGGUGUCGGAAAUCUGGUGAAAAUAUUGCAUGGCACUAAAGGAGAAUUACCCCUGGAUGUUGUGUGGCAUCCUGUUCGACCAAUCAUUGCUUCUAUUGCCAGCGGGGUUGUCUCAGUUUGGGCGCAAAACCACGUGGAAAACUGGAGUGCCUUCGCCCCUGAUUUCAAAGAACUAGAAGAAAACGUCGAAUAUGAGGAACAUGAAAGUGAAUUCGAUAUCGAAGACGAAGAUAAAGAGGAAGAGAUCAACUCAGGUAGUGAAUGUGGAGACGACGUCGAAGUUGAUGUCUGCGCCAUCGAGAGGAUACCAGCAUUGUGUAGCAGUGAUGAGGAAAAUGAUGAAGAUCAGAACGGUUUGUAUUAUCUUCCAGCAGCACCGGAAGUUGACGAUCCCGAGGAGGCAUGGAACCCAGAUGCUCAAAAGUAUGAUCUAAAGACAGGCCCUAGUCAUAAAUUGCCAGUAAAUAUUCAACCGGAACCUCCAGCUAAAAAGCCAAAAGUCAUUGAAGUGGAUUACAGCAAAGAAUCAGUAAACACGGAGUCUGAACUAGAGACAAGUGAAGCUAAAAGCGGGAAUAAUGAAGAAGGAAAGGAGACAGGCACGGAGGCAAGUGACAGUACAGAAGCAAAGACUGAGGACGAGACCCGCGAAGAAAAACCAUCCAGCACGAGCACAUUGACUUUAGAAACUACGGAUACCACUACUGUAACAGAAACAAGCGAGAGCGCACAAAGUGAUGAUAAAAGCUAGUGGCCCAUGCAUAUAAACUCUGGUAUACAUAGUAAAGCAUUUAGUAUUAUAGCAGUACUAUAGUAGCAAGAACGUGGCAAACAUGCAUGCAAUGCAUCGUCACCGUUUAAACGUGUAUAUUUAUGCAAGCUUUUUCUGUGUUAUCUAAAUCAGUCAUUGGACAGAACAAAAAGUUAGACUCUCUCGUCCUUUAAAUAUCUAUUUGUUUCUGAAACCCAUGCAGUGCUAUUUGAUGAAAAAUGUUUGGUCGAUGGUAACGCGCGAUGUCGGAUAAUCAAGCACUAGCUUAUAUAUUAUAUAGUACUUCGAAUGAACCUUGAAAUGUCGUAAAAAGUUUCUUAAACAAUUAAUAUUGCAGUACAGAAAGUCAUUCAAGACAUAUCUGCAUGUGCAUGUUGGAUAAAGGAGUAAUAAAACUUUUAAAUAAAAAAAUAGGUUUAGGGUAUGGACCAUCAUUAUAUGCUAGACAGCAAAUACGCAUGUGAAAAUGGCAAGAAUGUAAACAUCCAGUAUUUUAUUUCAUGGAAUUGCAUGAAAUUACUUUAAAUCCAAAAUGUUCAUUCGCUUUAUUAUUUAAUAAAAUU